This is a messenger RNA of Aphanomyces astaci, 1691 nucleotides long. RefSeq lists its product as hypothetical. The coding region runs from base 48 to 1691 and encodes 547 amino acids. The transcript has 2 exons. Gene Ontology annotation, molecular function: ferrous iron binding; acid phosphatase activity; ferric iron binding. The record is from RefSeq and is a predicted model, not a curated record. NCBI's taxonomy places the organism in Eukaryota, Oomycota, Saprolegniomycetes, Saprolegniales, Verrucalvaceae.
GUCGUGACCUGUGUGCUACUACUGCCUGGCCCAUUGCAUAUUUUCCGAUGAAGCGACCAGAUUCUGACACUUUUCAACGCGACUCCAGCUUCGGUGACACAGCCAUGCUUCCCGUUCCUGGUGAUGACGCUCCAUCCAACGGCAAGGGCAAGCGUAUCGCCAUCAUUGCCGUGGCCGUCUUGCUCGUAGCAGGUGGUGUCACUGCGGCGAUUGUCCUGUCAAGUGGUAGUGGCAGCGGCAGCGAUACCAACUCCUCGUCCGGAAACAAGGGCAGCUCCACCACAGUCGCUCCUGCCAAUAUCGUCACCGCCGAGGACUUGCUAGGCACGUCCAAGCCUCCUGCCGGCGCGACCACAACCCCUGCGCCCACUCCCGCAUCUGACCCCGAGACUGGCAAGGCUGCGCUGACCAUGCUCGCCAUUGGGGACUGGGGAAGUACCACUGGCAAGAAGUCUGGCAGUACGCUGGACGACGCCGGCGAUCCUGGCUCGUGCUGUAAAAGAUUUGGCGGCAGUGGACCCAACGCCAACAAAGUGGACACUUCGCGACCACGCAUCAAGGUGGACUACUGGUCUCAGCUGUAUGUGUCUACGAUUCUGGCCCAAUCUGCUGGUGAGCUCAAGCCCAAGCCAGCCCGAGUGAUUGGUCACGGCGACAACAUCUACUGGAACGGCGCUGCUCCUGGCGACAUUGCUUACCGCAUGGAAGAAACGUUUGAGAAGAAAUAUGCGCAGCCGGCAUUGGCAGGCAUCAAGUGGGUCAACGUUGCUGGAAACCACGAUAUUGGCGGCUCGGACUUCAUUUGUGGGGAAAAGGACUACAGCUUUUACGAAUGCAAGGACACGGCCGAAUUGCUCAAGUACCUGGACCUCAAGUUCGAUCUCCAAGCGCAAUACAAGAGCCCGAACCAGGACCGGUGGCUCAUGAAGGACCACUACUACGUCGAAUCUGUCAAGAGCGAGGACGGCAGCGUCUCUGUGGACAUCUUCAACCUGGACACAAACCACGCCGACUCUCACGGACUACAGCAAGUUUGUUGCCAAUGCUACGGGUAUUCAAAACUAACCAAAACCCCGUGCACGGGCAACGAAGAGCCCGGAGAUGCCAACUGCGCUGGCGGGGAUAAGGCCAUGUUUAACGCUUGCAAAGACAAGAUCGACGGCUGGGCCAAGGCUUCGUUGGACGGCGCGGCUCGGGAUUUGGCCAAGUCCACGGCCACGUACAAGAUCAUCAACACGCAUUACUCGCCGCACUUCCACAUGGGCGAGCCCAAGAUGCUGGCGUGGUACAACUUGACGAAAACGUAUGGGGUUCACGUCUGGUUCAACGGCCACACCCAUGGGUUCAACCAUGACGUGGCCAAGUGGAACACGCACUUCUUUGAGAACGGCGGUGGCGGCGGUAUUUUCACUGAAACGUCAACUUUGGGCAAAAACGACUUCAUUGAUAACCUGUGGGUGGCUGGCGGCAACCCGUACGGGUUUAUGGAGUUGAGUUUUACCAAGGACUGGAUGAAGGUGAACUUUGCCACGUUCGACAAAUCGUGGGACUUUGGGGGCUACGACUACGAAGCGACCAAGUCGGGGGGGAUUGCGCGGGGUCAUUGUUGGUACAUUCCCAGUAUCCAAAGCACCAAGGGUGUCAAGUGCAAGGCGUCCAAUGAUUUGCCUCUCGGAGCUCCCAUCGGAUAA